This is a messenger RNA of Triticum dicoccoides, 3137 nucleotides long. RefSeq lists its product as uncharacterized. Bases 472 to 2811 code for a protein of 779 amino acids. Lineage: Eukaryota; Viridiplantae; Streptophyta; Magnoliopsida; Poales; Poaceae. The transcript is spliced from 2 exons. The record is from RefSeq and is a predicted model, not a curated record.
AAAUCUCAAAAAACAAAACACUGUUCCCCGUCCCCAUUUUUUUCCGGGCAUAAACACGGGGCUCGUCCCGUGCUUGCUCGCCGCCGCCGGCGGGUCGUGCCGAGGCCGCCGCCUCUCCGUCCUCUGUUUCCCCGCCGCUGCCACCCAUAUAUCCCCUUCGCUUCUCCCCCGCGUCCGGUAUCUGUUGCGGGCGCCUCCUCAUCUCGCUUCUCCGCCGCCGGCGCGGUCUUCUACCCUUUCCGUGCUUCCCCGCCGCCACCGCCGCCGCCAUACCCAUCCAGAGCGACGGACCUCUUCAGCGUCUGCAGAUUCCUUCCUCUCUCGGUGUGACUAGGGCUUGGAAGGUACUUGUUUGGUCACACUCUCAGCGCUGACUGGUGGAAGGUGUUGUGGCGCUCUGUUGUCUGAUAUCUCUCUCGAAUCCAUAGCGAGAGCGUGGCUGCUGUUUGUACUUUUUUGAGCUGUGACGGAAUGGAGUGCAACAAGGAUGAGGCCCUAAGGGCAAAGGAAAUUGCAGAGAGGAAGUUCCAAUCCAGGGACCUGCAGGGGGCCAAGAAAUUCGCCCUCAAGGCCAAGGCUCUCUUUCCGGAUCUUGAAGGUAUUGUGCAGAUGAUCACUACCUUGGAUGUUUACCUCACUUCGGAGGUGAAGAUUGCUGGUGGGAAGGACUGGUACUCUAUCCUUUCCGUGGACAUGUCGGCAGAUGAUGAAACUCUGAAGAAGCAGUACAGGAAGUUGGUGCUUCAGCUCCAUCCCGACAAGAACAAGUCAGUUGGUGCUGAGGGUGCUUUCCAGAUGGUUCAAGAGGCAUGGACCGUGCUGUCUGACAAAACCAAGAGAGCGCUGUUUGACCAAAAAAUGAAAUUGAUUGCAAUGCAACAGAGGACAUCUCAAUCAAAUAAGACAAGUGCAGCCAAUGGCUUUGAACAUUUCGCAGCCAAAGCACCCGCUUCCAAGGCAAGUGCAAACAAAGAAAAGACAGGAUCAGCAACAUCUGCAGUGCGCCAGUGCCCGCCCCCGCCCCCACCCCCACAGCGCCCGCCUCCACCCCCACCCCCACAGCGCGCGCCUCCACCCCCACCCCCACAGCGGCCGCCUCCACCCCCACCCCCACAGCGGCCGCUUCCUCGCCAUCAGGCUGCUGCUCCAGCUCCACCUCCAGCAGCACAACCUACAUUUUGGACCUCAUGCAACAGGUGCAAGAUGAAUUUUGAAUACCUCAGAGAGUAUUUAAAUCGCAAUCUGCUUUGCCCUAGCUGCCGUGAGCCAUUCAUAGCAAAAGAGGUGCCGAUGCCACCACCUGAGGUUGUUCAGGCAGUACGUGAUUCAAACAUCCGUGGUGCAACUGAAGAUGCAAGCACUGGCAGAAAGUUUCAGUGGGGUCUGUUCUCAAGGACAGCUGGUCCAGCUAGUGCUACUGCAUCAUCUGCUGCUGGUGUUCAAGCUGCUAAUAUGGUUCAGCAGACGUAUGAGAAAGUCAAGAGAGAGAGGGAGGAGGCGCAAGCUGCAGCAAGAAGGGAAGAAGCUCUUCAGAGGAAGCACAAUCCUCUAAAAAGGAAAGGAAAUGUGUCCGAGAAUGUUAACCAUGGAAUGGGUGAUGUUGCAUCUGGAAAGAAGAUGAAAACUGUGGGUAACGAUGCUGGAGUUGGUUCUUCCUCUAUUCUCUCAGGUCCAUGGGCCAAUUAUGUUGGAACACAAGGUGGAACUAUACCAUUUUCAACCAACAGUGGAGCCUUUGAGUUUCAAGGUGCUAAUGGCGUGAUACCGAAUUGGAGACCCAGGCCUUCUACUCGGAUCAGCAUAACUAGGACUUUCUCUAAGAAGGAUAUUAGGAGCAUUUUGAUUGACAAGAUGAAGAGCGAUUUGAUGGAGAAUCUAAAGGAGAUAAGAAGUAAACCACUCCAAGUUACAGUUAAUGGAAAAGCUAGCGAGAAACAUGUGGUUAACGAACAUGUUGAGGGUAAUGAAACUCUUGCAUCAGAUGAUUCUACUGCAAACAAAGAUGUCUGUGCUGAUCCAGAGGAGAAAGGUUCUGCUAAUAGCGCAGAUGCUGAAAAUGAAGAUGACAACACUUUCUCCUAUACUGUUCCUGAUCCUGAUUUCCAUGAUUUUGACAAGGAUCGUACUGAGGAAUCUUUUCAGAGUGAUCAAAUUUGGGCUUCAUAUGAUGAUGAAGAUGGUAUGCCCCGUUAUUACGCAUACAUUCAGAAAGUUAUCUCCUUGACUCCAUUUAAGGUCAAAAUAAGUUAUCUUGCAUCGAGGACAAAUAGUGAAUUUGGACCAUUGAACUGGGCUUCUUCCGGCUUCAUAAAGACAUGCGGUGAUUUCAGGAUUGGUAAAUACGAAACCGUAGAUAUAAUCAACAUGUUCUCUCACCAGAUUAAAUGGGAGAAAGGUCCACGUGGGGUGGUCAAAAUUUAUCCGCGGAAAGGCGAUAUCUGGGCCUUGUACCGAAAUUGGUCCCCUGAUUGGAAUGGAGAUACUCCUGAUAAUGUGCUUCAUGUUUAUGAUCUGGUUGAGGUACAGGAUGAUUAUGAUGAAGAUAAUGGAAUUUCUGUCAUUCCCUUGAUUAAGCUCACUGGAUUUCGAACAGUUUUCCAGCAUCAUCAGGACCGGGAUGUCAUCAAGAGGAUUCCAAAAGGAGAGAUGUUUCGGUUUUCACAUCAGGUUCCCUUUUACAGGAUGUCAGGGGAAGAAGCUCCAAAUGUCCCCAAAGGUAGCUAUGAGGUAGAUCCAGCUGCUAUCUCUAAAGAACUUCUUCAGGGAAUCACAGAAACUGUGAAGGAGGCAGAGGGAACUUCUAAAUGCUGAUGCUGACUCGGUUAUGCCUUUGUUGACCUGCCGUUUUGAAUCAAAUAUUUGUUGACAUCUGCUAGUUUCUAUAGUUUCCUAGCCUUGACUAUCACCUUUGUAUACAGUUGUUGAUCUGGGGCUAGCCAUUCCUAAAUCAUCUUGUAUGGCAUCUGGGCAUGUGUCUUGUCAUCUCAAAACUUAAACAGUGAUGCUGAUAAUGUGAGUUAGAGACAUAGUCAUUUUGUAUGUCACAAAAACUUGGAAGUGCUGAUACUUCUACAAUAUGUUUUUCUAUCUCUAGCUGUAUGAGAAUGAAGAUUUUGCUAUUUUAUCUGGUUGCUCAA